Messenger RNA from Acaromyces ingoldii, 1886 nucleotides. RefSeq names its product acetylornithine and succinylornithine aminotransferase. The coding region runs from base 17 to 1471 and encodes 484 amino acids. Gene Ontology annotation, cellular component: mitochondrial matrix. The record is from RefSeq and is a predicted model, not a curated record. NCBI's taxonomy places the organism in Eukaryota, Fungi, Basidiomycota, Exobasidiomycetes, Exobasidiales, Cryptobasidiaceae. Gene Ontology annotation, molecular function: identical protein binding; pyridoxal phosphate binding; transaminase activity. The transcript has 4 exons.
UUCACAGAAAGUAGACAUGCUUGUCGCUCGUCGGUGCUCGGCGCUCGCGAGGGGCUUGCCCCUGCGCAGGGCUUUCGCCAGUAAAGCUGGACCCUGCGAUGCCUACCUCGCCGUGACUCACCCAGACGGCUCCGCAUCCUCGGCGUCUCAAGUCUCCCAGACGCUCUCCAGAUUUGACGAAUCGACACUGGCGACGUACUCGCGCCCGACGGUGCUCCUCACGCGCGGCAAGGGACUGGACCUCUAUGCCAAGGUCGAUGCCUCGACGGAGCCCUCUGGCUCGUCGGAACGGCGCUACCUCGACUUCUCGAGCGGCAUCGCCGUCAACUCGCUGGGGCACGCAGACGGCGAGAUUGCCAAGAUCGCAGGCGAGCAGGCCGGUCUGCUCGUCCACAGCAGCAACCUGUACCACAACGAGUGGAGCGGCGAGCUCGCCGACCGCAUGGUCCAGCUCACCCGGCAGCACGGCGGCUUGGGUAUGCCCAAGGGCGACCCCGACAACAAGGCUCACCAGCUCAAGGUCUUUUUGGCCAAUAGUGGGACAGAAGCAAACGAAGCGGCGCUCAAGUUUGCCCGAAAAUACGCAAUGGUGACGUCCAACGCCCAGCCCGGGGAAAAGUCUGGCCUCGUCUCUUUUCAAAACGCCUUUCACGGAAGGACAAUGGGCGCUCUGUCCAUGACACCUGCGCCCAAGUACCAGGCGCCCUUUGCGCCCCUCAUUCCAAAUGUGCGGACGGGCGUCUACAACGAUGUCUCCCAGCUCGACACUCUCAUCGACGACAAGACGGCAGGCGUCAUCGUGGAGCCCAUCCAGGGCGAGGGCGGCAUCUUCCCGGCCACGCAUGAGUUCCUUUUGGCUCUUCGAAAGCGGUGUGAUGAGGUUGGUGCCCUCCUCAUGUACGAUGAGAUUCAGUGCGGCCUGUUCCGGUCUGGCACGCUGUGGUGCCACUCGGAACUGCCCGUCGAGGCGCACCCGGAUCUCGUCACGAUGGCCAAGCCGCUGGCCAACGGGUUUCCCAUCGGAGCGGUUCUCAUGAAGAAGAAGGUGGCAGAUGCCAUCGCAGUCGGUGACCACGGGACAACAUUUGGGGGCGGGCCUCUGACCUCGAGGAUCGCACAUCACGUCCUCGGUCGUCUGUCCUCUCCCGAGCUCGUAUCCAACAUCGAAUCGUCGUCUGAACACCUCCUCGAACGUCUCACUGCUCUGCGCCAUCACUUCUCCGACCUCAUUGCACACGACGAGCACAAGCCGAGCCCCAGAGGACGGGGCUUGCUCGUGGGCGUGAGCAUGAAGGAGCCGAGUCAUGCAGGGAAAAUGGUAAAGCUGGCCAGAGAGAGGGGUCUGAUUGUCUUGAGCGCAGGAAGCGACACGGUGAGGAUCGCGCCGAGCCUUAUCGUGACCAAGGAGCAGGUCGACGAGGCAAUCGACGUUCUCGAGAGCUGUUUCCUGGUCCUUAGAGGGGAGACAUAGAGCUGCAAAGCUUCCCGUUUGCUGCAAUGUCGAUGUCAUUGACUAGAGAAAGUCUAUUGAAUGAGCCGGAGCUUGUGAAAUUUAGGCAGGUUAAGUCGGAGGUAGUCGAGAUGCUUUGCGUGGAGUGCAUCAGCCUGCCGCACGCCCUCGCCGCUCCACGUUCUCCAUCUCGACUCUUCGCCGUAGACGACGGUCCGAUCAGGCAAUCUGAAUAUCCCUGGCUCCGCCUCCUGCUCCUUCUUCCCUUCCUCAUCCUGGCCCUGCCUUUGUUCUGGCUCUGGCGGUGUCCAUGUUGGAGGCGGAACGACGACGGACCCUGCACCCACUAGGCAGAAGUCCCCAAUCGCAACGAGGUCCGUCACCCGGCACUUUGGCUCAAAGGUGUUCCUCGAUCCCACCUGCCUCGCCUCGACUC